AUGAUGCGCACCCAAGUUGUCAAGCUCGCCAGAGCUACUCCCUCCGUCCGCCGCUCCUUCGCUUCCUCCGCACUUCGUGCCGCCGAAGGCGAUACUGGUGGCAUGCGGUCCGGUGGCUCUCGAUCAGGAGACGCCUUCAGCAAACGUGAAGCCGCGGAGGAGGGCAGAUGGAUCAAGCAGAAAGAGAAGGAAGCCCUCGAGAAGCUCAAGGAGAAGUUGAAGAUGCAACGCACCCACCUAGAUGAGCUCGAAAAUCACAUCAAAGAGUUGGAGAAGCAGAGUGGAGGCGAAUAG
Messenger RNA from Cyphellophora europaea CBS 101466, 294 nucleotides. RefSeq lists its product as uncharacterized. The record is from RefSeq and is a predicted model, not a curated record. Gene Ontology annotation, biological process: negative regulation of ATP-dependent activity. Gene Ontology annotation, cellular component: mitochondrion. The coding region runs from base 1 to 294 and encodes 97 amino acids. The transcript is spliced from 3 exons. Gene Ontology annotation, molecular function: ATPase inhibitor activity. Lineage: Eukaryota; Fungi; Ascomycota; Eurotiomycetes; Chaetothyriales; Cyphellophoraceae.